Molecule: messenger RNA, 2791 nt
Organism: Octodon degus (degu)
Lineage: Eukaryota; Metazoa; Chordata; Mammalia; Rodentia; Octodontidae
Gene: Polm
Product: DNA polymerase mu
Exons: 12
Coding region: 762-2048 (428 amino acids)
Biological process (GO): double-strand break repair via nonhomologous end joining
Cellular component (GO): nucleus
Molecular function (GO): DNA-directed DNA polymerase activity; DNA binding
Source: RefSeq, a predicted model, not a curated record
CCGCGCAUGGGUCGCAGCCGCCGGGCCUUCCUCACCCGCCUGGCGCUGUCCAAAGGCUUCCGUGUCCUGCACGCCUACAGGGCCAGAAGUGUUCUGUGGCAUCGCUGAAACUCAAGCUCAGGAUGUCAGCAGUACAGGAAGGGAUUCCGGCGGAUGCCCCGUGAGAGAAUAGUCUUGAGAUGGGAGAGCCAGUGAGCUCCUGCAGUGUACAGUAUCUUUUGCUCUGCGAAGGAGAGGAGAUCCACCUUGCCUAAGGCGUGCGGCAAGUUCUGCAGAGCGUGGUUCUCACGGAAUCAGCUUCCCGUGCUUAACCCCAGAGCUGAGAUGAAGACCACGCCCCUCCGAGGUGGAGAAUGGGACAGACAAAAUAGCGCCCACCCGUCAGGCUGUCGGUGCGAGUAUACCUGGGGCAGAAAAUCAGUUUUGUUUUCCCAGAACUGGAGAUUGAACCUGGCUUUUUAAAAUUUGAGACAGGGUCUGAGUUGCCCAGGCUGGACUCAAACUCUCAGUCCUCCUUACUCAGGUGAGGGUUAGGGUUAGACGUGGUAGUGCCUGGCAGAGUCACAGUUCUGACAAUGAUAAACACGUUCAUCCGCUAGCAGGAGGGGCCGGGCUCUCUACAGGAGGCAACAAAUUUAAAAACGAAAGGUCACCAUGCAGGGCAAGGCGAGGACAAAGACAGGUGUGGAGCUGAACAGGUGGGGCCGCAGGCUUCACCCUCUUCCUCUCCUUUUGCCAGCUCUGAAGUGACACACGUGGUGAUGGAGCGGACCUCAGCGGAGGAGGCUGUCUGCUGGCGGGAGCAGGAGGCUGCUCCUCCCCCUGGGUGCCCCGGGCCAGCUCUGCUGGACAUCAGCUGGUUCACAGAGAGCAUGGCCACUGGGCAGCCUGUGCCUGUGGAGGGCCGACACCGCCUGGAGGUGGCUGAGCCCAGGAAAGGGCCUUCAAACCCAGCAGCAGCAGCAGCACCGAUGCCAGCCUAUGCCUGCCAGCGUUCCACACCCCUCGUGCACCCCAAUAGCAGCCUCUCGGAGGCUCUGGAGACACUGGCAGAGGCAGCAGGCUUCGAAGGCAGCGAGGGUCGCCUCCUCUCCUUCCAAAGAGCAGCCUCGGUGCUCAAGGCCCUGCCGUGGCCUGUCACGGCCCUGAGCCAGCUGCAGGGCCUGCCGCACUUCGGAGAACAUUCCUCUAGUGUCAUCCAGGAGCUGCUGGAGCGAGGAGUGUGUGAGGAGGUGGAGAGGGUUCGCCGCUCUGAGAGGUACCAGACCAUGAAGCUCUUCACCCAGAUCUUUGGGGUUGGGGUGAAGACCGCCACCCGGUGGUACCAAGAAGGGCUCCGUACCCUGGAUGAGCUCCGAGAGCAGCCUCAGAGACUGACCCGGCAGCAGCGGGCAGGGCUCCAGCACUACCUGGACCUGUGCACCCCUGUGGCCCGGCCGGAUGCUGAGGCCCUGCAACAGCUAGUGGAGGCCACCGUGGGACAGGCCCUACCUGGGGCCACUGUCACGCUGACAGGUGGCUUCCGGAGGGGGAAGCCGCAGGGCCACGAUGUGGACUUGCUCAUCACGCAUCCAGAGGAGGGCCGGGAGGUGGGGCUGCUGCCCCGGGUGAUGUGCCAGCUGCAGAGCCAGGGCCUCGUCCUGUACCACCAGUACCAGCCCAGCCACUUGGGGGACCUCGGCCGCCUGGCACGGCAGAGCCACACCAUGGACGCCUUCGAGCGGAGUCUCUGCAUCCUCCGCCUGCCACAACCCUUGGGGGCAGCAGAGCGGGUGGACACCGAGCCCUGGCCUGACUGGAAAGCUGUCAGGGCAGACCUGGUGGUUGCCCCUUGGAGCCAGUUCCCUUUCGCCUUGCUCGGCUGGACUGGCUCGCAGCUUUUUGAGCGGGAGCUCCGCCGAUUCAGCCGGAAGGAGAAGGGGCUGUGUCUGAACAGCCACGGGCUAUUCGACCCGGAGCAGAAGACCUGUUUCCAUGUGGCUUCCGAGGAGGACAUCUUCAGACACCUGGGUCUUGCAUACCUGCCCCCGGAGCAGAGGAAUGCCUGAGCCCUCACUGCCGCUGCCCUCCUUGGAUGCUUGAACCCUUGACCAUUGAAUGUGUUCCCAGAUGUGCUGCCGUCCUGGGCUCACUUCAGGGCUCUGUGGGACCCUGAAUUGGCUCUCACCCUCUGCACUCCCCAAGUUCCUGUCUCGUCCAGAAAUCCGAGCCCCAUAACUUGACGGUUGUAGUGGGGCCUGCGGCAUCAGCCAAGGUGCGAUGUCUGUGUGUUCUGAGGGUGCCCUGCUCAGAAGGGCCCAGGAAAGCCUUGGGUCCCCUGAUACAGCCAAGAGGUGGCAGCUUCCAGGGGUCCGCUAAAGGGUGCAGGGAUCUGCAGAGGGCCCAGAUCUGGAGAACAUAAGCUCCCCAGGCAUGCUGCUUCUGCCUCAGGCCUGUCCUCCAAGUUCGUAAAAACAGGCCCUGCACUCCCCACUCAGCCCUGCAGCAGUGCCCAGCCUCAGCGUGUGGGGACCUGGUGUCCUGCCUCCUGCCAGCCAUCCACGCACCCCUCUCACGCCCCUGGCCCAGCUGCCACCCGUCUCAAGGUUUCCUGCAGGCGCCUACCCCUGUCCUGCUCUCUGAGCCACUAUGUUCACCAGCACAUUGCCUCAGGGGCCCGCCUUUGCCACAUGGUCCACCACCACUGUCCCUACCUUCUUUGGGUCCUGAGGUCACCUUGUCAGGUGAGGGCUUCCAAGGCCACUCACCCCAAGAAAAAGUAUUUUGAGAAUUAAAUGCAGUAAAACAAACC